Rotaria sp. Silwood2 is the source of this 1185-nucleotide messenger RNA. The record is from the annotation of a GenBank genome assembly. NCBI's taxonomy places the organism in Eukaryota, Metazoa, Rotifera, Eurotatoria, Philodinida, Philodinidae.
AUGUUGUUUCUAUACAUCCUUGUUCAUUUAGCUGGUUCUCUUGUGGCUUUUGAUACAACAACAGAAUAUUAUACAGUACCUGUUAGUGGUAAAUGUGUUUUAACUUGUUAUGUGGCUGAAGUUCGUUCAUUUAAAGUUCUAUGGCAAAAAAUCGAUCGACCAAUUGUAGGCGGGAAUCAAACAAAUGUACAACAACAAGAACAACUUACAUUGAUUGCUUUCGAUGGAAUAGUCUAUUCAAAUAAAGAUCAUUAUCGUCUUGAAUCGGACUAUGUUGGAUCUUAUAAUUUAAUAAUUGAUCGUGUUAAUGAAGAUGAUCAAGGAGAAUAUCAAUGUCAAAUAAAUACAGAACCAAGAAAAACAAAAAGAAUAUUUCUUACAGUUCAAGUUCCACCACGUAUUGUCGAUUUUCGUCCAAAUCCACCAUUACAUUCAAUUCGUGCUGGAUCAUCUUUAACAUUAUCAUGUCGUGCUGAAGGUACACCAAUGCCACAAAUACGUUGGCGUAUUCGCGAUGUCGAUAUGAAUCAAGCCGAUCUAUUACCGCCUGAUAAUAGCAAUAUUUGGUUUAUUCCAUCCAUAAGUAAUACAUUUCCACGUACAGUUGAAUGUAUUGCUGAUAAUGGUGUUUUACCAGCUUCAAAUCGAAUAUUUACAAUAAAUGUUGAAUAUGCACCUGUCGUAAUUCUUAAUAAUGAUUUAAUUCAAACUGAACAAUAUCAAAAUGUAACUAUUGAAUGUCAUGCAUUAAGUCGACCAUUUGCUCGAAUAACUUGGGAAAAAAAUGGAAAAAUGAUUGAAAAGAAUAAAAUGAGUAACACUCGAGUUAAUCAAACAAUGACAACAAGUCGAUUGACAAUUCAGAUGAACAAUAAUGAUGAUUUAGGACAAUACCAUUGUAUUGCUGAAAAUAUUCAUGGUCGAAUGGAAGCUAUUGUACAUGUACUUCAAGAAUCUAUGCAAGGAAUAAAACAUGAAACAAAACAUCGACAUUCAAAACAUAAUUCAUCAAGAAUAAGUACAAAUCGAUUAUUAACAAUAACUCAUCCAAUAAGAUUAUCAACAACAACAAAUAUUUAUAGUGAACGUGAUAUUCAUAUUAGUUCAUCAUCAUAUCGUUUAUGGACAACACAUAUAUUAAUAUAUCUUUUGUUAUUAUUUCAAUUUCAAACUAUUUACAGAUAA